Molecule: messenger RNA, 1486 nt
Organism: Phragmites australis (common reed)
Lineage: Eukaryota; Viridiplantae; Streptophyta; Magnoliopsida; Poales; Poaceae
Product: predicted GPI-anchored protein 58
Exons: 4
Coding region: 165-821 (218 amino acids)
Source: RefSeq, a predicted model, not a curated record
CAAGCCAUUAACACCCAUGGACUCGAACUUUCUUCUCCAGGAGGAAUCUUCCUCUGCAAUGCAGUCCUCUCCGGAUUUCUCCAGCUCCUCCCCUCUGCUCUUCCCGCUCUCCUCCCCAAACAGAUCCAGCCCAAUCCCCUCCUCGCCAUUCGGGUGCCAUUCUGAUGAAACUCACCACCACCACCACCACCGCCACGCCACCGGGAGCGCCGGCGCCCGCGGAGCUGUCGAGCCCUAUGUCCGGCGCCAUCAAGCGCCAGCGGAAGGCGGCGGCGGCGCCGCCGCUGAGCGACGUGACCAACCUCCUCCUCCUCCCCGACAUCCCGGCCCCAACCAAACCUAGGGGAACUGGACGCCGGCCCCUUCCACCGCCCUCCGACGCCUCCUCCACCUGCUCCUCCACCGCCUCGGUCACGCCCGCACCCAAGCCUUCCUCCGCAGCCGUCCUCGAGGAGGGGUGCAGUGCGUUCAAAUCGCCGGCCAUCUCCACGGUUUACGCGAGGCGCGGGGCUACUAAGGCUGAAGGGAGGAGGAGGAACGGCACCACCAACAAUGGCAAGGAACCCGCUGCUGCUGCUGGGACGGCGAGCUGCCCCCCUCUCGGAAAAUCUACAAGAAACAGCAACAGGAAAACCUCUGUGGCUCAGGAUACUCGUCCCAUUUCUUCUUCAGCUCCUUGUCAUGAAGCUAAAAAGAAGCGGCCCUCUUCAAGCACACCCAAGCUACAAGAGGAUUUUGUCAAGAAGCAGAGAGCAUACUUUGCAGAUAUCGACGCCUUCGAACUGCCAGAGGAAUAUGUCUCAGAAACUGACCUGGAGUGAAAGAUGAAGUUGAUCCGUCGGGUCCCUGAAAAUAUAUGGCCUUUUCUGUACAGAAGUAUACUCGAAUUACUUUUACAAUGCAACUGAGAGUUAUGGUAGCAACGUAUAGCUCUUGUAACACGAGGCGGUUUACCUAGUGACCACUAGUAAAUGCCCCACUAAUGUUCCUUUUGCCCAAGCCUGUAGUAGUGUGGCAUAGUAGUAUGGCAGAUACGGAGAUGUGAAAACGAGGGGACCUUUGACAGUUUGAAAAUUGAGCUAUAACGCGGUGCUAAUGACUCCGAGAUCUUUUGCUUGUAUGAAAGUAGCCACUCUGGAUUAUAUUAUUUCGUCUCGAUCUCUCUUUGAAGUUUCUUCUUGCGCAGCUAGUUUUUGCUUGGGUGUCGUACACGACGCCGUUACAAUUGUGUGUUUUUCUUUGAGUUUCUUCUUGUGCUACUAGUUUUGGCUUGGGUGGGUAUCAUAUAGGAGUGAGGUAUAUCUAGGCCCUGAUAGCAUAGGAAUUGGCAGUGUUCAUCAAAGAGCGAACACAAAUAAUCGUAUGUCUACCUAAAAAAUGCACACGGGACAACCAGCUACUACAGAUAUGUAAACAUUUGUAAACAAUGUUACACAUCCAACAAUCCAGAUUUGAUUCAGGUCUUGUUAUUGCAUCCAAAGGUUAA